Molecule: messenger RNA, 1356 nt
Organism: Raphanus sativus (radish)
Lineage: Eukaryota; Viridiplantae; Streptophyta; Magnoliopsida; Brassicales; Brassicaceae
Product: homogentisate solanesyltransferase, chloroplastic
Exons: 10
Coding region: 42-1202 (386 amino acids)
Cellular component (GO): membrane
Molecular function (GO): prenyltransferase activity
Source: RefSeq, a predicted model, not a curated record
GCAGAGUAAGAGCUUUUUUUUUUGUGUGGCUAGUGGCAUCAAUGGAGCUCUCAAUCUCUCAACCACCUUCUCUUCGGUUCUCGUCUGUAUCACCUCGUUUCUUAGCAGCUUCUCAUCAUCACCAUCGGCCUUCUGUGCAUUUAGCUGGGAAGCUUCUAAGCCGGUCCCAAGAUGUUGGCUUCACGAGCUUAUCAAGUUCAUGUAUGCGGUCCAAAUUUGUUUCAACUAACUACAGAAAAAUCUCGAUCAGGGCAUGUUCUCAGGUAGGUGCUGCUGGUUCCGAUCCAGUUCUUGAUAGAAUCGCGCGUUUCCAGAACGCUUGCUGGAGAUUUCUUAGGCCGCAUACCAUCCGUGGAACGGCUUUAGGAUCCACUGCCUUGGUAGCAAGAGCUUUGAUAGAGAACAGUCAUCUGAUUAAAUGGAGCCUGGUACUCAAGGCGCUCUCAGGUCUUCUUGCGCUUAUAUGUGGAAACGGUUAUAUAGUUGGCAUCAAUCAGAUCUACGACAUUGGUAUUGACAAAGUGAACAAGCCGUACUUGCCAAUAGCAGCAGGAGAUCUCUCAGUGCAGUCGGCUUGGCUGUUGGUGAUAUUUUUCGCUGUUGCAGGGCUAACGGUUGUUGGAUUCAACUUUGGUCCGUUCAUUACAUGCCUAUACUCUCUUGGUCUUUUUCUGGGGACCAUCUAUUCUGUUCCACCAUUUAGAAUGAAGAGAUUUCCAGUUGCAGCGUUUCUUAUUAUUGCCACGGUACGAGGUUUCCUUCUUAAUUUUGGUGUGUAUCAUGCUACUAGAGCUGCCCUUGGACUUUCGUUUCAGUGGAGUGCACCUGUGGCUUUCAUAACGUCAUUUGUGACAUUGUUUGCACUGGUCAUUGCUAUCACAAAAGAUCUUCCUGAUGUUGAAGGAGAUCGCAAGUUCCAAAUAUCAACUCUAGCAACAAAGCUUGGAGUGAGGAACAUUGCAUUCCUCGGUUCCGGACUUCUGCUAGUUAACUAUAUUUCUGCCGUAUCACUAGCUUUCUACAUGCCUCAGGUUUUUAGAGGUAGCUUGAUGAUUCCUGCACAUAUGAUCUUGGCUUCAUGCUUGAUUUUCCAGACAUGGGUGCUAGAAAAAGCAAACUACACAAAGGAAGCUAUUGCAGGAUAUUACCGAUUUAUAUGGAAUCUCUUCUAUGCAGAGUACCUGUUAUUCCCCUUCUUCUAGCUUUCAUGGUGAUCAUUUGCAGUUUUCUUUGUAUACCUCUGUUCUUCUUCUUCUUUGUAGCUUGGAGGCAAAAUCACUUUUUUGUACAUGUGCAUACUAAGGAUUAGUCCUUUUGAAUUUUUGAUGUCUUUUGCAAGAAUAAUCAUUGAACCAA